Schistosoma rodhaini is the source of this 3768-nucleotide messenger RNA. NCBI's taxonomy places the organism in Eukaryota, Metazoa, Platyhelminthes, Trematoda, Strigeidida, Schistosomatidae. The record is from the annotation of a GenBank genome assembly.
AUUCAGCAAGAGUAAGUAUAUUGGUGGGUUAUGUUUCCCCUAUUGAAAAUGACGGUUUAUUUGAAGUGUGCAUUUCAGCAUGUAUAAACAUGAUAUAGAAUAGAAAUGAAUGAGUGAAUUAUAUGCAGAUCAGAGUUAAUGUUACGUAAGAACAAUGAACGAAACAAACGUCUAAUCACAUAUAUUUCAGAUACCCUACUCAUGUUCGAAUGUUCAUUCACAAUUGUCAAAAAACACAAUAACCGGUUGUAAACACGAGAGUUGUUCAACACGGGACAGUGAUCAUCAAUAAACCAACAUUUUCAUGAGAUGUGAAAAUGAUGAUUAUAUUUAAAGAGGAUGAAUGUAGUUGUAAAAUCUCAGCGAAUAAAUUUGGAAUAAAUUCAACGUUUCACCUGACAAUGUGGUUCAAGCCUUUUCAAGAAAACAUAACCAAACAUCAAAAUUACCGAAUAUAAAUAGAUAUAUGGUUCUCUGGUUAACUGUAUACUAAAUAAGUCAUCCAAUCAAUGUUAACAAUGUUAAAACUGAUAUAUUUUCUCAUAUAUACCAAGUGAUCAGACUCUGAAUACAACUCCUGAUUAGAAAAUUAUGGCCAAGGUCUUAAAUCAACACCAACAGUCAUUUUCUUCUCAAACAACGCAUUCCAAUAAUAACGGCUGUGUUGCAUCUUUUUAUACUGCCAAAUCCAGAUUUAACUUCCUCAGGGCACCUAAACGUACCAUCUCGCAAUACAGGCGAUAUCCUAGCCGUAUACGUCGAGCUCAGAAAUAUGAAUCGAAUCCUGUGUCCAGCGGAAACGAUUCUCAAAAGUCCAAUAUUAUCGAUAUUCUAUGCGAUGCGGCUGAUUCCAAGCAAACUGCCCAUAAGAUUUUCAUGAACCAAUAUCCUUUGCAUAUUACUUCUGAUUAUAAACGUUCGCGUCCGGAGCUAAACGGUCAGUCAAACGAAAAUUUAGAAGAUAUGUCAAUAUCUACUCCAGCGGCAUGUUAUUUAUGUCCUUUACAACAGAAAAAUGGUCUUCGCUCUGAUUUGUCCAAAAUAUGUCACUCACAUAUAGUCUGCAAACUCUCUUUACUCGAUAACGAUCGCCUGCAAAAUCUACUCUCGAAGGAAUUUAUUUAUCAACCAAACAAUGCUUUCCUAUAUUAUGUUAAUCCAGAAGUCGAUGAUAAAGUCGACGCCGCACUUCGAAAUGAAGCGGUACACAAUCUGCGCUUUUUGCACAAUUCAUUUUUCAAUCUCUCUACAGAGACAUUUUGUAAAGCUGUCAAUCUCAUUGAUCGUUUUAUUGUUAAAGUCAAGGUCAAACCCAAGUACAUGGCAUGCGUAGCUGCUGCUUCUUACUGUGCUGUAUGUAAAUUGAGUAGCUCAAACAACAAGAAUGUUAUUUUGCCUGAUCCAGAAACAAUAGUACAUAUCACUCGUUGUGGUGGUAACGCUGCUGAUUUGUUGCGUAUGGAGGAAAUCCUCGAUUCCAAAUUAUCUCAUGAUCUUGAUGGAGUAAAUGCAUUCGAUUUCUUGCAACUUUUCAUCGACUGUGUGACCGAAUCUAAAGAUAUCAUGGAGGACGAAUUGAUUAAUGUUGGUCUGAAUAUAGACAGUUAUUUACUUGAAUCAGAUGUAGAAAAAAUGACAGAGACAAAUAAUAUAAUCUCAAGUGUAAAGAAAUCAGAUGAGGUGAGAAAGAAUCUUGUAACAGCUCGUCAGAAGGAUUUCAAUUGGAAAACUCUUGUUUAUAAACGUUUGGGAACACUCAUGGAGAUUGCAUUGUGUUCGUUGGAAGUUUAUCGUUUCCGUCCUGUUUGUUUAGCACUUGGAAUUUUAGCUCAAGUCGGUAUUGAAGGUCUUCUACCGUUGGCAGAUCUAUGUGGGGUCGAUUGGUUUGAUGUUUGUGAAUGUGCAAAUCUUGUGGGUCAACUGUAUGAAUUAUAUUAUCGAGAUCCUCCGCCGUCUAGUCGCAGAAGAGCUGGAUUAUUUGUAACUAGACGUCAGUUUCGUGUUGGUUAUUCGAGUCCUACACCAUUGGAUACAAUCUCUGAAGACUAUGAACCCGUUGAAGAAGAUGAAUGGCUACUUCCACUCCUUUUUGAACCAUGAAGAAGUUCAUUUGGUUCCCUGACAUGUCUCAAUCCAUAUUCAACAGCCGUUAUGUGUAUAACAAUACACUACUACUUUCACUACAUUAUACAUAUUUAAUGUCUUAAUUUUUGAGUGCAUCUUUAUUAUUCUUACUACUGCAUUCAUACAUUCAUUCACUUAACUAUAAACAUUCAAUAUACUUCAGAAAUCAAUAUUUUCAUUUAACAGCAUACUAAGAAAAAUCAUUCUUUUUGACAAAAAGUCCUCUUUAUCGUGAAAUGAUAUAUAUAUAUAUAUAAUGUUAAACCCGGUGUUAAGAAUUUAUUUGAAGUUUCUGCAUAAUGAUAAGUGAGCAAUACUUUGAUAACAGAAGUGUCCCAUCUCUACUUACACAAACGCUAUUCAUCAUUAUUGUUAUAAUUAUUAUUGUUAACAUCAGCAUUAUAAUCAUCCUGAAAAUAAUUUUUUGUCUUCAACUCAGGGACUAUUUUCUCUUUUAAUAUUUAAUAUACAUAUACAAAUACAUUAUAGCUGAACUUUAUUCUGGUGUCCUCGACUAUUCUUUCAAUUAGAUAUGAUUGUGUUGUCUUUCGUUUGUACACUUAUCUCAACAAUUUUUCUUAAUAUUACCAUUGCUCUACAAUGGUAAUGUUUGUGCAGCUAGCUAAUCAAUUUUAUUUGUAAGAUUGUUUGUUCCUUUCACACGCGCAAAAGUGUACAAUACUAAUAUUAUCGUUGGGAUUCAACAGAGAAAACAACAUAAGAUUGUCUUUUCAUUCUUAUUCCUGACAUUCUGGUUAAUUCUUGUAUACUACAUUAUUAAUAAGCAUAUUCAUCAUAUAAAAAAUGUGCGACUUCCAAAAAAGAAUUGUGAUUAAUGUUUUUCUCAUCGUACAGUUCAAUCCAUAUUUCAAUACUUCCAUAAUGAGCCUUUUUUGUAUAUUCUCUUCGUCGAAUGAUGUUUUUUGUCCCAGUCGAUAUAUAUAUAUAUUAUUGCUCUAGUGUCCGAAUGCAUCCUUGAAAACAAAAUGCAUUUCAGUUUUUCCGUUAUAUACUCGUUCACUCUUCAAGGUCUUUCCAUGUUCAUGUUCUUUUGCGUAUUAUAUCAGUCAGUAUUCCACGCAAAUUUUUGAAGUGGACACAGUUUUUACUCAUUAAAUAUCUGUAUAUCACAUAUGAAGAUUGAAAGUUUACUGUACAAAGUGAGAACACUAUAACAAUAUUCAAUUAGUUAGUUGUGUUUUUUUUUUUAAAUAUUCACAUAAAUUAAAUUAUUUUGUGUAUUUGUUACUUUCAUUACUUGUUUUUUUCUCUUGUUGUUUACUUGAAUUAAUUUAAAAAUAAGGAACACGUUAAAGUGGUCCUUCCGCAUUCUUUCACUAAAUGCUCAUCCUCAUAUGUUGUUGCAUUGUUUCCUCUCCUAUCGUACACAAUUUGCUUUCUGUGUAUGUUAGGAGGGUUUUCUCUUGAUUUUCUCUUCUUUCCCAGUUGUUUUCCUUACUAAUUAUUUGUUUGUUUUGUCAAAUCCAUUUUGCUUUAGUGUUUCGUUCGUCAGUAAUGUUGUGACCUUUAAAAAAAACAGUUAAUUUGCUUUAUCAAUUUCAAUGUUUCUAAAAGGCCAAUUAGAAAUUUCUAAAUUCGUCUUUUGUAAGCGUAUUAGCGAGCUGAAAUAAAGAUUGUCGAAGU